Talaromyces marneffei is the source of this 1578-nucleotide messenger RNA. RefSeq lists its product as uncharacterized. The record is from RefSeq and is a predicted model, not a curated record. NCBI's taxonomy places the organism in Eukaryota, Fungi, Ascomycota, Eurotiomycetes, Eurotiales, Trichocomaceae. Bases 1 to 1578 code for a protein of 525 amino acids. The transcript has 4 exons.
AUGUCAUACUACGACUCCCGAGAUAGUCGAGGCUACCGAGUCAAGCGCGACAGGUAUUCCCGUCCCGAUGGCGGCUAUGUGGAAGAAACCUAUGUAGACAACCGUGGUGGCUAUCCCUAUGACUACGAUACACGCCUUGUUCGUCGUCGUGGAGACAGUGAAGAGUCUGUUGUUGAAGAAGUUUCUAGAGAUUUUCCGCCUGGUGAGUCCUACUACGGCUACCCUCGUCGGGCGGCAACCGUUCGUGAGGGUCCACGCAGAGCACGCUCUGUUGGCCGCGACCCUUACUACGACGAAGAAUACUAUCGCCGCGAAGACUACCGACCCCGACGAAGCAAGCGCUCCGACGGCCGACGUGACCGCUAUGAACGAUCGACAUAUUCCUCCUCUCGCAGUCCUUCGCCUCGUCCCCGUAGACGCAAGUCUCUAGGGGAAGAAGCUCUGGGUGCUAUUGGAGGAGCUCUUGGAAUCAAAGCUGCCCGUGACCGCUCUCACGACCAUGACCGUGACUCCGACCGAGGCCGUUCCCGCAAGUAUCGCUCUUAUUCAGAUUCGCGUUCCCGCAGCCGAGGUCAUCGUGCCAAAAGUGAGGCUCGCAUCGCUCAAGCUAUGAAGGCUGCCUUGGCAGCAGGUGCAGCAGAGGCAUUCCGUGUUCGAAGUAUGCCCGGCCCUUGGACUGGUGAGAAGGGCAGGCGUGUUCUGACUGCAGCCGUCUCGGCUGGUGGUGUUGAUGGUCUCAUUGAUCGUGAUCCCAACAAACACGGUGGCCGCCAUGUGCUAGAAUCAAUUCUUGCUGGAAUGGCUACAAACCAUCUUGUCAACGGUGGUCGCUCUAAAUCGAAAUCUCGAAACGGUACCCGAGGACGUUCUCAAAGCCGAGGCGGUGUCGGGGACAUGGCUGCUGCCGGUCUGCUAGCCGCAGCUGGCAAGCAAGUCUACGACCGAUUUUCUCAAUCUCACGGUCGCGAUCGAUCUGAUUCACGGGACAGUCGCGAUGGUGGCCGAGAUUCCAAGAAGCGCAGUUCGAGCGUGUCACGGGCCUUAAACAAGGGUUUGGCGGCCCUAGGACUCGAUGACAAGAAUCAGAGUGACCGACGAAGAGACCGUUCUACACGGUCCCCGGACUAUUCAGAUUCUGAGGAUGACCGCUCAUACCGGUCAUCAAGGCAUGGAAGAUCUUCUCGCGAUGUACGUUCCCAACGAAGUAGUAGUGUCAGCGGUUCCACCUCCCAUGCUGUUGCCAAAAGAGAUAGAUAUUCAAAUGGCAAUAUUGAAUGUCAGAGUGAUUGUGAUAGCCUUGCGACAGUGGCCACGAUACAUGCCGCGCACGGUGUGAUCAAAAACCUUGAGGCUCAGAAGAAGCGACAUGAGGCUGUGAAGUCCGGUGUGAUCAGUAAAGAGCAGGAGCGAACAAUGCAGAGAAAGGCAGAUAUGAAGAAUCUAGCCUCUAUCGGGUUGGCUGCUUUGGGUAUUAAGGGUGCUGUUGACGAAUGGAAGGAAGUACAAGAACAUCAAGAGUUCGAACAAAAAUAUAUUCGCAAGGGUCUCACUCCAGAGCGGCUAGUGCAGCUAGCAUGA